AUUGUUAACAACAAAUAAAAUGAAAAAUAAUCCCUAUUUUUUCGCCAAAUAUGAGUUCCAUUAGGCAUAACCUAUAAAAUUUAAUCUCCAUAAUGAGUCUAAUUAGGUUUUCAUAAUUGGUGUAAUUAAAAAAAUGGAGGCAAAAAUCAACCAAUUUUUUGGACCAAUUGUUACAUUCAUCAAUGGUGGGGACCAACUUCCUUGGUGCUCUUCUGACAUUGUUGUUGGCUGUGAGAAAGAAGUUGCAGAUGCUACGACCGGUGCUUCAGAUGAAGGGAAGAACGAGAGUAUUAUGAGAUUAUCGUGGGCGCUUGUUCAUUCUAAACAACCUCGAGAUGUGCAACGAGGGAUCGCUAUGCUUCAGGCUUCACUUGCCAACUCAAGUAGUCCACUACAGCAUCGAGAAAAGCUUUAUCUUUUAGCUGUUGGGUUUUACAGAAGCGGGGAAUAUUCAAGGAGCAGGGAGCUUACGGAUCAAUGUCUGGAGAUUGCACCGGAUUGGAGACAGGCUUUGUCGCUUAAGAAGGCUAUCGAAGAUAGAAUCACUAAGGAUGGUGUCAUUGGUAUAGGAAUCACUCUGAUUACUAUAGGACUCAUUGCUGGUGGGAUUGUAGCAUCGUUGGUCCGAAGAAAAUGAUCUUUGCACUGCGCUAUCACGCUUUACCAAAACAAUCCUCCGAUGUUAUUAACUACUCAUUACAAUGCCACAAAACCCGAGUUUCUGUUGACAAAAAAGGAAGAUGAACGAACCAUAUUUGUUCGUUUCCUUUCCACUUCCCUGUGUUUUUCGUGUUCUUUUAGUCUCUUUUAAGGAGCUAGUGAAUGUUAUAUAGAAUAAUGACAGGGCAAAUGCCUGAAAUUGUUGUGAUUAA
Messenger RNA from Capsicum annuum, 872 nucleotides. RefSeq names its product mitochondrial fission 1 protein A. The transcript has 5 exons. The coding region runs from base 134 to 637 and encodes 167 amino acids. NCBI's taxonomy places the organism in Eukaryota, Viridiplantae, Streptophyta, Magnoliopsida, Solanales, Solanaceae. The record is from RefSeq and is a predicted model, not a curated record. Gene Ontology annotation, cellular component: peroxisomal membrane; mitochondrial outer membrane. Gene Ontology annotation, molecular function: protein binding. Gene Ontology annotation, biological process: peroxisome fission; mitochondrial fission; autophagy of mitochondrion.